Molecule: messenger RNA, 2911 nt
Organism: Clupea harengus (Atlantic herring)
Lineage: Eukaryota; Metazoa; Chordata; Actinopteri; Clupeiformes; Clupeidae
Gene: rps6ka5
Product: ribosomal protein S6 kinase, polypeptide 5
Exons: 17
Coding region: 235-2706 (823 amino acids)
Biological process (GO): intracellular signal transduction; protein phosphorylation
Molecular function (GO): protein serine/threonine kinase activity; magnesium ion binding; ATP binding
Source: RefSeq, a predicted model, not a curated record
CUCCAAUAAUCGUUCAGUGAGGGCUUGGUUGUAAGGAAUUCAUGUAGUGAUAGUAACGACAAGGCUUCUGGCUUAGUAUGCAAGUGUUUUGCACGAUAUCUGGCCGCUUUCGGCCUUAAUUAUUUUAACUGUAGGUAGUACGGUCGACAGUGUGCCAUCUGCUCUGUGUUUAUAGUUCUGUGUUUAUUAACCCAGUGAAGAACCUAUACCGUAAGCCUUUCGUGUAACGUUAAGAUGCCGUCUACUUCGGUGGAAGGAUCAUCGCAAGAAGGUGACCUGUUUACUGUGAAACACGAGCUGAAAAAUACCAACCUUACAGGCCAUGUGGAGAGAGUCGGCAUCGAGAACUUUGAGCUUCUGAAGGUCCUCGGCACUGGAGCGUAUGGUAAGGUGUUCCUGGUGAGAAAGGUAAGCGGCCACGACGCCGGAGAGCUGUACGCCAUGAAGGUCUUGAAGAAGGCCACCAUCAUCCAGAAAGCCAAGACGGCGGAGCACACGUGCACCGAGCGCCACGUGCUGGAGCACAUCCGCCAGUCGCCCUUCCUCGUCACCCUCCACUACGCCUUCCAGACAGACACCAAGCUCCACCUCAUCCUGGAUUAUGUGAAUGGCGGGGAGCUUUUCACACACCUGGUCCAGCGGGUGCACUUCAAAGAGCAGGAGGUGGCGCUGUACAGCGGCGAGAUCGUGCUGGCGUUGGAGCAUCUGCAUAAGUUGGGGAUUGUUUACCGGGACCUGAAGCUGGAGAACAUCCUCCUGGACGCCCAGGGCCACAUCGUCCUCACAGACUUCGGUCUCAGCAAAGAAUUUCACGAAGUGGAGCGGACGUACUCUGUGUGUGGGACCAUCGAGUACAUGGCCCCGGAGAUUGUGGAAGGAGGAGAAUCAGGUCACGACAAGGUAGUGGACUGGUGGAGUCUUGGUGUGCUGAUGUAUGAGCUGCUGACGGGAGGCUCUCCUUUCACGGUGGACGGAGACGAGAACUCCCACUCAGACAUCGCCAAGCGAAUCCUCAAGAAGGAGCCUCCCUUCCCCAAGGACAUGAGUCCCCCAGCCAAAGACAUCAUCCAGAGGCUCCUCAGCAAAGACCCAAAGAAGAGGCUCGGCUCGGAGCCCUCGGGGGCCCAGGCCCUGAAGAGCCACCCCUUUUACCAGAAGAUAAAUUGGGAAGAUCUGGCAGCAAAGAAGGUUCCGGCACCCUUCACACCCGUGAUCCGGGACGAGUUGGAUGUCAGCAACUUUGCAGAGGAGUUCACAGAGAUGGAUCCCACAUACUCCCCUGCAGCACUACCACAGAACUGUGGCCGCAUCUUCCAGGGCUACUCGUUCAUGUCUCCCUCCAUCCUGUUCAAGAGGAACGUGGUGAUGGAUGACCCCAGCCAGCUGUGUGGAGGAGCCGACAGGCCGGGCUCCGCCGCUGUGGCCCGCAGUGCCAUGAUGAAGGACUCCCCGUUCUACCUGAACUAUGAGGUGGACCUGAAGGAGGCCGCCCUGGGAGAGGGCAGCUUCUCCAUCUGCAGGCGCUGCACCCACAAGAAGACGGGGCAAUCCUACGGGGUCAAGAUCGUCAGUAAGAGGAUGGAGUCUCAGACGCAGAAGGAGAUAGCUGCACUGAAGUUGUGUGAUGGACAUCCUAACAUCGUCAAGAUGCAUGAAAUUUACCAUGACCAGCUGCACACAUACCUGGUUCUGGAGUUGCUGCGGGGUGGCGAGCUGCUGGAGCGGAUCCGCAGGAAGCAGCACUUCAGCGAGACGGAGGCCAGCCGCAUCAUGAGACGCCUGGUGUCCGCCGUGAGCCACAUGCACGACGUGGGCGUGGUGCACCGAGACCUCAAACCUGAGAACCUGCUGUUUACGGACGACGGUGAGAACUCGGAGAUCAAGGUGAUCGACUUUGGUUUUGCCCGGCUCAAGCCCCCUGACAACCAGCUGCUGAAGACACCCUGCUUCACCCUGCAGUACGCCGCGCCCGAGAUCCUCGGCUACGACGGCUACGACGAGUCCUGUGACCUCUGGAGCCUAGGGGUCAUCUUGUACACCAUGCUGUCGGGCCAGGUGCCCUUCCAGUGCCAGGAGAAAACCCUCACCCACACGAGCGCUGAGGAGAUCAUGAGGAAGAUUAAGCAGGGGGACUUUUCUUUUGAAGGAGAGGCCUGGAAGAGUGUAUCCCAGCAGGCCAAGGACCUGAUCCAAGAGCUCCUGACGGUGGACCCAAACAAGCGGAUAAAGAUGUGCGGUCUGCGGUACAACGCCUGGCUGCAGGACGACAGCCAGCUCUCCUCCAACCCCCUGAUGACGCCAGACGUGCUGGGCUCCUCCACCGCCUCCGUGCACACCUGCGUCAAAGCCACCUUCAACGCCUUCAACAAGGUGAAGCGACAGGGCUUUCGGCUGCAGACGGUGGACAAGGCGCCGCUGGCCAAGCGGAGGAAGAUGAAGAAGACCAGCACGAGCACCGAGACGCGCAGCAGCUCCGGCGAGAGCACGCGCUCCUCCUCUUCCUCCUCCCAGUCCCAGGACAAGAACUCCCCCGCCGCCGGGGAGGCGGCGCCUCGCCCCUCCACCAGCACGACAUUGGCCCUCCACCCAGAGGAGGAGGAAGAGGUGGUGGCGGCAGCAGCGUUGGGGGCGGGGGUGGAGGAGGAGGAGGAGAAAGAUGAGGAGGAGGAAGAGCCGGGGUCUCGCCUGCCUUCUCCACCACUCUGAGGGAGGUCUUCCAGCGCGGGUCCAGGCAACCACAGCAGGGCUUUUUGUUUUCUCUCAGACAGGGUGUCCUCUGGGAAAGACUGUCCCCCCCCCCCUACUACCCCCCUUUAACCUCCUGAGUAGAAACCUCGACUGCAUGCACUGUCGCUGUCAGCCAGCAUGCAUGAACAUGCACACGCCUCCCAGCAAAACAAAAACAAGACAA